Messenger RNA from Owenia fusiformis, 1671 nucleotides. NCBI's taxonomy places the organism in Eukaryota, Metazoa, Annelida, Polychaeta, Sabellida, Oweniidae. The record is from the annotation of a GenBank genome assembly.
AAAAACUGUUUCUUGUUGACAGGCACCUUAUAGAUGUGUUCAAUUGGACAGGUUUUACUGUACAUUCAUCUGCAAUGCAAUAAUAGACCAGAGCAAACUUCCAACAGCAGCGGGUGGAACAGUACGAGAUCUAGCAAGGAAACUCGAUGUCUAAAGGCAGAGGACUAAAAGGAAUGGCAGCUAAAGGUAAAGGACUGUCAGCAAAAGGUAUGCAUAGCAAAGCCAUGAGGACAGAAGGAUUAAUCACUGAAGAUAAAGGCGGAAAUGAUGCAAGUAUCAAUAAGGAGACCCUAGAUUGCAAACGUUAUAACAUUUAUAGCCAUCCAAAUCACCAUAAUUCCACAGCCAUGAACACUAGUGGAAGAUUAAUAAAAACUCCAGGACAGGACAUGACAGUAACACUUCAUGACAGCAUGGACUGUGAGAGACUUGGCACAAAAGUUUUGUGUAAUUUUACUGGUGUGACACUCUCCUGGAUUAUCAUUUGUGUUGGGAUACUUGGACUCAUCGGGAACAUCCUCUCUGCGAUUGUCCUUAUAAGGAAAUAUAAACGUAGUCCCAGGGUGUUGCUUUUGACAACAUUAGCAAUGACUGAUCUUUGCUUCCUGUUCUUUACCAUAAUGGAUCAAGCGAUGACACAUAUUGGAUUGGAAGUUCCAUUACAUGCUGCGUGGAAGUUUUCACUUGGGAUACUGGCAUCAUACUGUAGCAUUAUUACCAUCUGGAUGGUUGUUCUAGUCACUAUUGAUCGGUUCAUUCAUAUAUGUAUGCCAUUCAAGGCAUUAACAUUAUGCACGUGGAAGUCAACUGUUGUACUGAUUAUCUCCAUGGUAACAUUCUGCAUUGUGUUAGUGACAGUUCUGUUUGCUAUCGUGUUAAAAAAUGUUAAUAUUGGAGAGCAAUGUUGGUUUUUAGGUUUAGAUCUUCAUUCACGUUUCGCAGAAACAAGUGUUGCUCCACUUUUCAUUUACCAGGCAUUUGCAUAUGCAAUCCCACCAAUAUCAAUCACUAUUUUCAAUGUGCUUAUACUGCGUCAAGUAUGUAAAUGUAAGCCUGUUGAAGAAGGAAUGCCAUCAAUUGAUGAUAAACAAGUCUCAUAUAUCCUAAUAACCAUUUCAAUUAGUUCCCUGUGUCUCAUUCUACCAAGUGCGAUACUUCAGUUUAUGUCUGUGCGAGAUUUAAAGAAUGUAGUUGCUAUACUUCUCGUCAUGAAUUCUUCGAUAAACUUUAUUAUCUACAAUGCUGUUGGGAGAAUAUUUCGUGAUAAACUAUUUGAACUGUGGUGUGGGAGAAAAGAUGGAAAUCAACGUAUAAACAAAAAAUCAAAGAGUAAUACAUCUGGCAAUGGUGAACAGCAUGUUUAAAUGAUGAACAAUAUGCCUUAAUGGUGAACAUAUGCCUAAAUGGUGAACAUAUGCCUAAAUGGUGAACAUCAUACCUAAAUGGUCAACAUUAUGCCUAAAUGGUGAACAUCAUGCCUUAAUGGUGAACAUUAUGCCUUAAUGGUGAACAUAUGCCUAAAUGGUGAACAUAUGCCUAAAUGGUGAACAUAUACCUAAAUGGUGAAAAUAUGCCUAAAAGGUGAACUCCAUGCCUAAAUGGUGAACAUAUGCCUAAAAGGUGAACACCAUGCCUAAAUGGUCAACAUAUGCCUAAAUGGUAAACAUAUGC